AUGUGCACUGGGAAGUGUUCAAAAUGCAUUGGGAUCACCCUCUUCCCACUGGCAGUAUGUGCCAUUGUCUCCAACAUUCUCCUGUACUUCCCCAAUGGACAAGUACUGCAGCUCAGCGAGAUAACUGAUUUGGUCUGGUUUUUCCACGGCAUUCUGGGAGCUGGGAUACUGGUUUUUUUGCCGGCAUUCAUGAUGCUGGGAGCGGGUGGAGCAGGAUGUUGCGCUAACAGAUGUGGGAUGCUGCUGUCAGUGAUCCUGUCUGUCAUGGGAUUCGCAGGAGGAGCAUAUUGUGUGGUCAUCUCUUUGUUGGGGCUGAUUGGGGGUCCUCUGUGUGACACAGGUGAUGGAGAAUACCUCUACCCUUUCAGGAAUGACACUCUGGAAGACAAUUAUUUGUUUAACCAGACAACAUGGAGUAUUUGCAAACAACCUGAAAACAUCAUCCUUUGGAAUAUUGUCCUUUUCUCUAUUCUCCUGGUCAUUGGUGUGAUUGAAGCUAUUCUUUGUUUCAUUCAAGUCAUCAACGGACUCACUGGCUUCAUUUGUGGCACAUGUAUGAGGAGAAGAAAGACAAAUAUUUCUGGAAUGUGA
Molecule: messenger RNA, 591 nt
Organism: Melozone crissalis (California towhee)
Lineage: Eukaryota; Metazoa; Chordata; Aves; Passeriformes; Passerellidae
Product: transmembrane 4 L6 family member 1-like
Exons: 5
Coding region: 1-591 (196 amino acids)
Cellular component (GO): membrane
Source: RefSeq, a predicted model, not a curated record